AUGUCUAGUCUGUAUGCAGGAGUGGAGAUAUCGGCUGGUGUCUACUGUACGUCUAGCCUGUAUGCAGGGGUGGGGAUAUCGGAUGGUAUAUACUGUACGUCUAGCCUGUAUGCAGGUGUGGGGAUAUCGGCAGGUAUCUACUGUAUGUCUAGCCUGUAUGCAGGGGUGGGGAUAUCGGCUGGUAUCUACUGUACGUCCAGCCUGUAUGCAGGUGUGGGGAUAUCGGCUGGUGUCUACAGAAUGUCUAGCCUGUAUGCAGGGGUGGAGAUAUCGACUGGUGUCUACUGUAUGUCUAGCCUGUAUGGAGGUGUGGGGAUACCGACUGGUAUCUACUGUACGUCUAGCCUGUAUCCAGGGGUGGGGAUAUCGGCUGGUGUCUACUGUAUGUCUAGCCUGUAUGCAGGGGUGAAGAUAUCGGCUGGUAUCUACUGUACAUCUAGUCUGUAUGCAGUUGUGGGGAUAUCGGCUGGUAUCUACUGUAUGUCUAGCCUGUAUGCAGGUGUGGGGAUAUCGGCUGGUAUCUACUGUAUGUCUAGCCUGUAUGCAGGGUUGGAGAUAUCGGCUGGUAUCUACUGUAUGUCUAGCCUGAUUGCAGGGGUGGAGAUAUCGGCUGGUAUCUACUGUACAUCUAGUCUGUAUGCAGGGGUGGAGAUAUCGGCUGGUAUCUACUGUAUGUCUAGCCUGUAUGCAAGGGUGGGGAUAUCGGCUGGUGUCUACUGUAUGUCUAGCCUGUAUGGAGGUGUGGGGAUAUCGGUUGGUAUCUACUGUACGUCUAGUCUGUCUGCAGGUGUGGGGAUAUCGGCUGGUAUCUACUGUAUGUCUAGCCUGUAUCUAGGGGUGGGGAUAUCGGCUGGUAUCUACUGUAUGUCUAGUCUGUAUGCAGGUUUGGGGAUAUCGGCUCGUAUCUACUGUACGUCAAGUCUGUAUGCAGGUGUGGGGAUAUCGGCUGGUAUCUACUGUAUGUCUAGCCUGUAUCCAGGGGUGGGGAUAUCGGCUGGUAUCUACUGUAUGUCUAGCCUUUAUGCAGGUGUGGGGAUGUCGGCUGGUAUCUACUGUACGUCGAGUCUGUAUGCAGGUGUGGGGAUAUCGGCUGGUAUCUACUGUACGUCGAGUCUGUAUGCAGGUGUGGGGAUAUCGGCUGGUAUCUACUGUACGUCUAGUCUGUAUGCAGGGGUGGAGAUAUCGGCUGGUAUCUACUGCACGUCGAGUCUGUAUGCAGGGGUGGGGAUAUCGGCUGGUAUCUACUGUACGUCCAGCCCGUAUGCAGGUGUGGGGAUAUCGGCUGGUGUCUACUGUAUGUCUAGCCUGUAUGCAGGGGUGGAGAUAUCGGCUGGUGUCUACUGUAUGUCUAGCCUGUAUGGAGGUGAGGGGAUACCGACUGGUAUCUACUGUAUGUCUAGCCUGUAUCCAGGGGUGGGGAUAUCGGCUGGUGUCUACUGUAUGUCUUGCCUGUAUGCAGGGGUGGAGAUAUCGGCUGGUAUCUACUGUAUGUCUAGUCUGUAUGCAGGUGUGGGGAUAUCGGCUGGUAUCUACUGUAUGUCUAGCCUGUAUGCAGGGGUGGAGAUACAGGCUGGUAUCUACU
Messenger RNA from Saccoglossus kowalevskii, 1582 nucleotides. Its product is annotated as mucin-19-like. The record is from RefSeq and is a predicted model, not a curated record. NCBI's taxonomy places the organism in Eukaryota, Metazoa, Hemichordata, Enteropneusta, Harrimaniidae.